GCAUUGUUCUCCUCAUUUCGACUCAGUCCAAUGCUGCAUAACCUAUACGUGAUCUCAUGCAACUCCCUACCCACAUAGUAAUCACACCGGUCGUAACUUCUCGGGCUACCGGUAAAGGAUACUGAGUACCUGUCCAACUGAGUACAUACUCACACACGCAACUUAUCUGGAGGUAUUUAGACGGAAUUCCACCUCGACGUGCAUAUAUGUGAUCGCCGUUACGUCCACAGCUCCGUCGAGAGAGAAAGUCGUUGUGAGAGAUCCUCCUUUGAGUAGGAGCUGCCUCCACCGCCGUUGCCUCUCUGUACUUGUCACAGAUUUCUCACUCAGCGAGCUAUCUAUCCAGCAUUCUUUCUCUGGCGGCAUUCAGUCCCAUAGAUGGCCCAUCCAUCCAGGCCAACCUCGCUGCUUCGGCGUAGGCAUAUAUAUAUAUAUAUAUUGCCGCAGCUGUGAGGUCACCGGCGCUCGGCACUUUGCCAUGGCCGCCUUCUUCAAGAGUCGAAUCUUCUCACUUUGUCGAAUCGCCGCUUCAUUCAAGGGUCGAAUCUAUCUGACUGAUUGCUGCAUGAAUGACCACUGCAAGACAGAUCAAGCAUUCUUGCUCCAGGGGAGUCCAGGCAGCAAUCGGAUCAGGCAGCAAUCAGGCAGAUAGAUUGCCCACCCAAUUGCGCUGCUUCGGCGUACGCCGUACGGGUAGGCAUGUUUCCCGAAGGGUGAGCACUGAGCCGAACGACACGCCCAGCACUUCGUCAGUUAUUCGACCCCUAUGGAAGGGUCUAAUACUUCGAAUUUCAUCGAACCAACGAAGCUUGGCCGAGUCUAAGAGUCGUCGAGAGUCAAAUUUCUGUUGAAGCUCUGUCGUAGAUGGCGGGCCGGCAUUUUCUCAAUGCCGCCGUCCACAGUCAGCCCGCAGUACAACAGUCUCACCGAGGGGGAAGGGGAAAAAAAAUGCUUAAAAAUUACAACCCUACUCUCCCAAGUAUCCAGCCACUAUGAAUGACAACUUGAUAAAAUACCCCGUCCAUUAUACGUUAUCUUAAUGAGCUGUGAAUUAGGAUGGGAUCAUUCACUUCCGCAAUGCAAGCACUGGCAGGUACCAGACGAAGAGGUUUGUACGUCGAGCCGCGAACUUACCUCUUUUUUUAUUACUCUAUUGAAUUAUUUUUAUUUCUCUUUUUUCUUUUUGUUUUUUUCUCCCUCUCUGCAGUGCUGCCUUGCACCACUGCUACGACAGGGAGAAAGGAUAAAAAAGGAAGAUGGUGAAAAAAAAAAGAGGAAGAGAUGGAAAAAAAACACGAGGAAGAUUGGUAGAAAGAGAGGAAAACGGUCAGUCGCCAUCUUCCUCUUCUCCCCUUCGUUCUCGGGAAACUAUAACUACGGUAAGGAGUACUAAGGACAAUAUAAUCUUGAAUCCCUUCUCGCGAAAGAAGGGAGCAAGCAGUCAAACAGAUAGGAGAGAAACAGCCAAGCACGCGCAUUUGGCCACUCAGCGGCUAUGGCUAUGGCUAUGGCUAUGGCGAUGGCUAUGGGUAUGGCUAUGGCGGUAGCUAUGGGUAUGGCUAUGGCUAUGGCUAUGGCUAUGGCUAUGGCGAUGGCUAUAGCUGUGGUGAUGGCAAUGGCUAUGGCGAUGGAGAGGAUGACGUGGAUCUUGAUUUUGUCCUCCGACAUAAAAGUCAAAGCUUGCUGUUUGUAUUCGAAUACAACACGGUGGUACAUCUGCAUACGCUACAGUCUUCGACGAAUAGAACGUACGGUCAUUAUCACUGUAUCUAGACGCAAAGUUGCCCCAAAUACAGCUACAGCUAUAAUGACGGUAUUCGGGUGAAGAGUGUAGCAUGCUAUGGCGAUCGAGCAGGAAGCCAUCGCGAGGAGAGAGAUAAUGCAGGUUGCGUGAACGGUCGCUGUACACCGUGACCAGUCGUUGCACCACCAGGACCGGUAACUUGACCCCGUCACUGGUCGGCGGUGGUCGUUGCACACCGCGACCGGUCGCUGCACAUCAUGACGGGUCGCUCCACACCAUGACCGGUCGCUGAAGACCUUCGAAACAGACACCGCCACCAGGACCAGGACCGGUCUGCCGAGCUUCCCAGAGUCCAGACAGACUGGCAGAGGCAGAGAGCGGGCGAUGAUCAGUAGCCCCGGCAUUGUCCUUGCAUGCAUACUUGUCCCCCUGGGCAGCUCCGUCCGCAGCCUCCACAGUUUUGGGAAUUCGACCUGGUGUUUACACACGAACCACCGCAGCAGCUGCUCCGCCUGCCAUUGCACGUUGCUCCGCAUCUUCCGCAAUUAGAAUUGUUAUUUGACACGCUAACGCAGCUGCCCCUGCAGCAGCUACGGCCCGAUCCGCAGCUGUUCCCACACCCCCCACAGUUCCGGGAGUCGGUUCUGACACUCACGCACGAGCUGCCGCAGCAGGCCCGACCGUAAGGACAACCACGUCCACAUCCGCCGCCUGAGGGUCGGCAGGAUGGACGGCACACACCUCCGCAGCAAGAUAAUCCAUAUCGGCAGGCAGGGCGGCAGCGCCCAGCGAGAGAGCGUGCCAUCGCCGACCCCCUUUCCCCAGAUACGUCUGCUACCUCCCCUUGCUCCCCCACGACCUCCUCCUUCGUCUUCUCCUGGACGUCAGCCAUCGCCAAGAUGGCCAUCGAGCACAUCACCAUCACCACAACAACACCUGUCAUCACAGGAGAGAACGAAAUUCCUUUCCUCUCCAUUGUCACCUCUGUGUGUGUGUGUGUGUGUGUGUGUGUGUGUGUGUGUGUGUGUGUGUGUGUGUGUGUGGCCAGAAGGCUGCUUAUAGGGGGAGGUGGGCAAGAAGGCAGCUGGGCAAGAAAGCUGCUAAGAGGGAGAGGUUGGUAAGCAGGCUGCUGAGAGGGGUAGGUGGGCAAGAAGACCGCUGAGAGUGGCGGCUGAGCAAGAAGGCUGCUGAGAGGGACAGGUGGGCAGACGGCAAGGUAAGUGGCGAGGACAAUGCAGCUAACUCAGGCAGGCACGAAGAAACGAAGAGUUUGUUGUCCAAACAAGCGAUCCAGACCCAGUCAAAGGCGACAGGGAGUGAGGAAAGAGAUGAAGAAGAGACAAACGGGCAGCUUCCGCACCAAACCCGCCGUUCGAACGCAUGCAGAUGCAAAUGCGGCAGUGGAUAAACCCACGGCUCGAACGAAGGCAGAUUCAAAUGCGGCAGUGGAACGCUUCCUUCCACAGCAAACCCAGUGUUGGAGCGCAGGCAGAUGGAAAUGCGGCAGGGGGAUAGCUUCCACAGC
This is a messenger RNA of Chara braunii, 3269 nucleotides long. Lineage: Eukaryota; Viridiplantae; Streptophyta; Charophyceae; Charales; Characeae. The record is from the annotation of a GenBank genome assembly.